AUGUUUCUUCUUUGGAUGCAAGGUAUCAGGGAACAACCAUCGCUAACCGGGCGCUUCCAGGCACCCGCCGCCACCGCCGGGCUCGGUGCAGCCGUCGUCCCACCGCCGGUCACCCUGCCCGCCACUGGCGCUACAGGCGCAACGACCGCUUCCUCAGCCACCUCCUUCUCCGCCACCUCCUCCUCCUCUGCCUUCUCAUCCUCCACCGUUUCGUCCUUCUCCGCGUCGGGCUCGUCCGGCUACUCGAGCGUCACCAGCGGCGGCCUGCCGACGGCCUCGGCCCCGGUUUCGGCCGCUGCCGGCGCCUCCGCCACCGUACCGACCAGCGAACAGCGGAAGCAAGAGUUUGGCCGCACCAAGCGUGCGUCGUCCGACGCGGAAAUCAUCUUCGGCGACCGUGGGCCCGACUUUUUCGCCAAGCGCUACGAGCGAGCCGGCGGAGAGUUCCGCCAGCGCACCGAGUCGCUCACGGAUGCGGAGCUCAUCUUCGGCACGAGCGCGGUGACGGGGCCGGCGGCCCCCACCCCACCCAACAGUGCGGCUCCGUUUUCGCCCGCCGCAAGCAGCACCGGAUCGGCGGCGGGACGGUACGGCACGUACGGCAGCCGGGACAGUGCCAGCUUCAGCAGCACCACCACCUCCGACACGGAGUUUGCGUACGGCCGGAAGGACCCGAGCAUGCUGACCAAGAGCAUGUCCGUCGCGUCCGAUCGUUCGACAAGUGCGGGCCGGCCCUGGGCCCGCCCCGCAGUGCACGAGGACGAGGAAGAGCUGGAUUUAAAGUAA
Messenger RNA from Anopheles arabiensis, 786 nucleotides. RefSeq names its product transcription initiation factor TFIID subunit 5-like. Bases 1 to 786 code for a protein of 261 amino acids. NCBI's taxonomy places the organism in Eukaryota, Metazoa, Arthropoda, Insecta, Diptera, Culicidae. The record is from RefSeq and is a predicted model, not a curated record. The transcript has 2 exons.